GACCCGCCACUGCCAGGGCUGUGCAAGGGGCCGGCGGGCUCCGGGCGGCGGCGGAGCGAAAGUGGGUCACGGCGGGGCCCAGCGCCCUGGGCUAGGGCGGGACCGGACUUGCGUGCGCCGGCUCAAGCCGGGGCACCUCCCGCGUUCCCGGGCGGCCCCGCCCGCGCGGCUGGACUCCUGCCCGGCGCCCUUCCCCCGCCGCCCGCCCUUCCUCACCGGGCAUCCGCGCCGGAUCCCGGGGGAGGUGGGCCAGGCCGGGCAACGAGAGCGGAGCCUGACACCGUCUCUUCGGUGCCUGCAACGGCCGGGGCCAUGGGCACGCCGGCCUCGGUGGUGAGCGACCCUCCGGGGCGGGCAACGCCAGCUGCCCGCAGUCGUAAGCGGGCCUCGGCCAACAUCUUCCAGGGCGUAGGGCUGCUGGAGCUGCGGAGCCUGUUCCGGAAUGGCGGGGCCGAGCGGCCCGAGGAGCGCGCCCGCCUCGUCUGGCGGUACGCGGGCCAGCGGCGCAUGGUGCGGGCCCUGCGGCGGCUCCGGCGGCGGCGAACGGCCCGGCCAGGCGGCGGGAUAGCGGCGCUGCGGCGCUUCGGCCACCUGCGGAUCGCAGAGAAGGAGCUCGAGAGCGACUGCGGGGCCGAGACAGGCUCGGGCUCCGUGUAGCAGCGCUGAGCGGCCGGGGCCGCGGAGGGGGUCUGCUGGACAGCUGAUGUCGGCACUGCCAGGCUCUCUGAGGACACUAAGUGUAUUGGGCAGGGUGUAAUGAAUGGUUAAUAAAGGAUGGAUAAUGGUGGC
Empidonax traillii (willow flycatcher) is the source of this 789-nucleotide messenger RNA. It is a transcript of the gene AVPI1, whose product is annotated as arginine vasopressin induced 1. The coding region runs from base 313 to 657 and encodes 114 amino acids. The transcript is spliced from 2 exons. Lineage: Eukaryota; Metazoa; Chordata; Aves; Passeriformes; Tyrannidae. The record is from RefSeq and is a predicted model, not a curated record.